CUUCCUGCACCACCGCCUGUGACAGCAUGUCUACCUGUAUCGCCGCCGACUGGAACGUGGCCGGCAAUACGUGUUUCCUUCACACUGCUGUCACUGGAUGUAACGCUCUGGUCAACAAGACGACCUGUAAUAACUACAGGAGAGUAGGAGCUUGUACAACGACAACAACACCUUCUACACUGACCCUUGCCCAGCUCUUGGCUAAUUUCAAUGUCACCCCCAACAUGAACAUCAUGGGUGGUGUGGAGCAGACCAACCUGACUUCUCUCAUGGCCUGCGCGGCUGCCUGCAACUCGAACCCAAUGUGUUUCGGAUUUGACUACAACAACGGGACCAGCGGGUGCUACUUCUUCUUCGGGAUGGCCGUGUGCGGAACCUUGCGGUCGGCUCCCGGUGUGAAUCAUUACAGGAGGAUCACCGUGUUCUGUGGCGGAACACCAGCCACUACCCCCGCUACCACAGCCGCCCCGAUCGUCCCGACCGUCACCUUCCCAUCCUUCACAUUACCGAACAUUUUCCUUCCAAAUAAUCCUAACAACAUCAUUUCGAACUUAUUUGGUAUUCCGACCCUUAAUAUUCCGGGACUCAAUAAUAUUCCGGGACUCAAUAUCCCAGGCCUGAAUAUUCCGCCGGCAACAACGACCACCAUCAACCCAUUCCUGAGUUUCUUUCAGAAUCAGCUGGCACCACAGCAGCAGAAUUUUGCAAGUUUCUUACCAGUGACCGGCGCUCCGCCUGUAUUCCCACAAUUCCAACAAUUCCCACAAUUCCCACAGUUUCCUGGAGGCGGUGGUGCUUUUGGUUUUGGUAAGCGUAGGAAGCGCUCAGUGGAAGAGAAGCACGCGGCUCGUGACAUUUCGCCCCUAAGAGUAUAGCCAGCUCGGAGGUGGCCUCUCUUCUGCAUUCGUCACGGCAUUAUUGUAAUUGACCUUGGAUAUACUAGUCUUAACAAUAUUUCAGAAGUGAGGCGAAUGCGUGUUUUAUUUAGAAAGAGAUAGCAUAAGACAAAUUUCGGUUUUGUAUAUCUAUAAGAACAUCAAAAAAGCGUUCUCUUCUCUGUUCUUGUCAAGAGUUGAUUUUCAAAGUUCCUCUUUUUGUCUUUAAUUAUUGUCAGACCAUGGACCACGCACCUUCAUGUAAGUUAAUAUAUGAUGAAGUACUGUAGAGAUAUUUAAUUUACUUGUUUACUGAGUUUUUGAUUUAAAAGAAAAAGAGUCUUUAAGCUCGUUGUGCACAUUAAGCAAUUUUAUACGGUGAUACAGAUAUCUUCAUUUUGAAUCCUGAAUACAUGUAGCAAAGAAAAAUGAUUACACCUAACAAAAUAUAUAACAUGAUACAUCUAAUGUAAUAGAAAUAACAUAUGGCGUAGCUUGGAUGCUUUGAAAAGGCAAGUUUAAAAUAAUCAUAUGAGGAUAAAGAUAUGGUUUAUAUAGUAGGGAUCGUCAAAUGACGGUUGGUUGUCAUAGUAAAGCGGACCAUUUCAUAAGGGGUUCAGAAAGGGGGCAAAGUGGGGGUCUCUUUGCCCCCUUGUUAGCCCCAGCUAUUGGUAGGUCUAUAAAUGUGAGAUAUAAGUGUAAAAGUGGGUGUAAUAUUGUAGGAAAUACAUGUUUUUAUGAU
Molecule: messenger RNA, 1617 nt
Organism: Lingula anatina
Lineage: Eukaryota; Metazoa; Brachiopoda; Lingulata; Lingulida; Lingulidae
Source: RefSeq, a predicted model, not a curated record